Messenger RNA from Pelagomonas calceolata, 1269 nucleotides. Lineage: Eukaryota; Pelagophyceae; Pelagomonadales; Pelagomonadaceae. The record is from the annotation of a GenBank genome assembly.
AUGUCGACGCGCGGCGCAAAUGUCAUAGAAGACGGCGGAAGCAAUGCCACGAGCAAUCGCGACGAGGCCGCCUGGGACGCGGCCCGGCCAUUCUCCGCACUGGUCGCGGCCCUGCCGACGCCGCGCGGACCACCGCAGCGCAAACGACGACCGCGCCGCGUCGGCGCGGCGCCGGCGUUCCGCGCCGGCGCGCUGGGCCGCAUCCACGCCGCCGGCGCCACGUCGCUCUUCACGCACAAGGUGCUCCCGCUGCUCAGCGCGGCCGACCUCGGCCGCUUCGAGGCGACGGCGCCGGCCGCGACGCGCGCCGACCGCGCGCUCAACGGCCGCGGCCUCUGCGACUACGUGGCCUGGCGGCGCCUCGCGGAGCCGCGGCGGCGGGCCGCGGUCGCCCCGGGCGCGGCGCUCCGGCUGCUCCACGCGGACACGGAGCGCUGCACGCUCGUCGUGCUCAAGCGGCGCGGAACGCGCCUCGCCGACGCGCCGCAGGCGGCGCCGGUCGACCUCGCCGCCGUCCGCGGCGCGGCGACCGUCGCGCGGCGCGCCGCGACGCUGGCCGUCGGUUCGCGUUUCGUCGAGCCGCGGCGGACCGAGCUCCACGCGCUCGCGACCGAGGCCGACGCGGCGCGGGCCGGCGUCGUCGUGACGGACGGCGUCUUCAUCGGCGCGUUCGCGGCCGCGGCCGCGGCCGCCGGCGACGCGCACGGCUUCGACCUCGCGCCGCGCGACGCCGCGCGCCUUCGGCUCGCGAGCCGCGCGUUCGACGCCGAGAUCGCGCGCGGCGAGGCCGUCGUCCGCAAUGUCAUCCCGGCGCUCGCGCGCUCGCCGCUCCGCGCCGACGGCUGCUGGGUGCUCCGGGCCGUCGACGGCCGCGCCUGCUGGACGCCCGAGGCCUACGCGGAGCGCGUCGCCGUCGCCGCCGCGGCGGGCGCGGCGACGGUCCGCGUCGACCUCGAGCGCGCCUACGACCGCCGCGACAUCGUGCUGCCGCUGUCCACCGAGGCGCGCCUCGCCGUCUGUCUCUGUGUCCAGGUCCACGCCAUCGAACAGACGCAGCCACGGGGAAACGACCGGAUCUCCGCGCAGGUCAUUCUGGCGCGCCAGGCCUUCGAGCUCGACGCGCGCGCGGACGCGGCGCUCUUCGCGACGGACAUGGCCCACCGGCGCCGCGCGAUCUGCCUGACGGAGCGCGACCGCGCGACGCUCGAAGACCACGGCGCCCGCGCGCGGGCUACCGUGUCCGUCAUCCUCGUCGCGCUCGACGCGUGA